ACCGGAACGUUUAUGAACAUAACAGCGUUUCUGCUGCGAAAAAGUGAAUACUCACGAGACCAUAAUCUUCUUCUUCUUCGCACAUAAAAUCAUCCUCGCCAUCUGACAUUUUCAGAAAUACUUAAAGACUUCGAAUAUUAGAAAUAAAAAAUUCACGCUACCCUGUUGACAACCGCAAGAUCGAACCAGUUUGUAUUUUGAAAUUCACAUGCGUGCACUAACCCUAUACAUGUGCAGUGCUGUGUGCAACUUGCAUCACCUAAAAGAUAUUUUGUCAAUAUGGUUCUAUUAUUCCACAAUAUUUUCGAUGAAAUGCCUAUAAUUGUCAAAUAAUUACUAUUUUAAGCUUACCUAUGUGAAAACGAAUAAAUCAAUUUUACUUAAACUCUUUUUAUCUUUGGUGAAAGGUAAAGAAAAAUAAUCAUGACGUUGGCCUGCUGAUUUGUCAAGUUCUACCUAAUUUCACUCUCUGCUGUAUGUUUUUGUCGGUGUGCUAGGUUAUGUUUCUCGAUUCAAAAUGGUUAAUAGUAACGAGAUAUCAAACGAAAAUGAACCAAUACUUUAUGAAUUGCUUGAAUAUUUUGUUCGGAAACAGGAACCGGAAUUAAUUAAAUGCAAAAACGAUGCUAUAAUAUUACCAACAACUGGAACAAUUAAAAAUGCACUUAGGUAUUUGAAUAAUAGGUACAGCCUACCAGAAAGCAUAUCACAACAAAAUAAUCUCACUUUACCAUGGAAAUUUGCAAUUGGGGAUUCUGGUAGACUACUUGCUAUUUUACAAGAAAAUGUCAUAGAAAUUCGAAAAGCAAAAGAUGAGUACUCAUCGGUUGUUGGAAAAGCAUCUGUUCCAAAAGAUGCUUUUCCACACUGGCGCAAAUUAUCUUGGAGUCCAGAUGGAACACUUUUAGUAUUAGCAUCUAGUAAUGGUUACACUUCUUUUUAUAAUGCUUUGGGGAACAAUAUUUUUAACAUAAGUCCAAAAACAUUUUCUCAAAAUCCUCAGAUUUUAGAAGCUGGUGAUGCAAUAGUUUCUAUGAUAUUUCUUAAGCCCAGGACAAAAUCUGAAAGAUGGCUGUAUGAGUUUAUGUUAAUUACAUACAGCGGUCUACUCAAAUGUUACCAUGUUUCAUUGAACAAUGGAUACGAAGCAAAUUAUGAAUUUUCUUUUGGUAAUUUUUAUAAAAAUGGUGUCAAUGCAGUUGCUUAUGAUCAGACACAUUGCAUAUUCUAUGUUGCUGGAAAUACUACUACUCAAAAAUUAAUGUCAACAGCUUCGGAGAGUGGUUUAACAUCUUGGAGACCCUUAAAUGAUUAUCCCUACUUCAAAUUAUCAUUUGCUUUCGACAAUGAAUCAACAACUAAGUCAAGAUUUUCUAUAUGGAACAUUAUUCCCUCAUUGAAUUUUCAACCAGAAUCUAUUAUAUUCAAAAUAAAAAUUUCUCCAAAUAGUCAAUUUUUAACAUGCUUGCAUACCGAUGGUUCUAUAUCCUUGUGGGCAUUACCAAAUUUAAUAUUACAAAAGAAAUGGAAAUUAACAGAGCAACCAGAUUUUAAUAUACCUAAUCCAUUGGGACCUGCAAAGUUAAAAAAAUUUCCACCAGGUUUUACAGAAUUUCAACCAUUAGAUAUUGGUUGGUGGUCUGAUCAGGCACUUAUAAUUGCAAGAUAUGCUGGGUCUACUUCUGUAUGUGCUACUACAAAUUUGAAGAAUCUUUUAGGAAUGAGCCCAGAAUUUCUAGCUGGGCAACCACAAAUAUGUGAACUUGGUUCAGAACGUGGUUUUUUAUGUUUGGAUUGUGAAACUUUUAUAACCAGUAAAAAACGAAACAGAGAAUCUAAUGUAGAGGGUCAAAUAUCAGAGGCUUCGUCAGAAAGUGAGGAUGAAGAUGAUGAGUUAGAACCAGUCAGCAUAUUGAAUUAUACCACGAAUUUAAUGCAAACUACUUUGUACUCUAUAACAGAUAUUGAAAGAUUUCAACCAAAAAGAAAAAAAUCGAAAAUAUUAUUUAGAACAUACAGGAUGCUUGGUUUGAAGAGUACAACGCCUGAAGAACUGUAUUCAAGAAAAAUUGAUAUAGAAGAAUAUGAAGAAGCUUUGGCUUUAGCUAAUAAAUACAACUUAGAUACUGAUCUAGUUUAUCAAACACAAUGGCGGAAAUCAAAAUUAUCUUUGAGUGCUAUCCAAGAACAUUUAAGUAAAGUUACCAAAAGAUCUUGGGUCUUACAUGAAUGUAUAACACGGGUUCCGGAUACUAUUGAGGCAGCAAGAGAAUUAUUGAAUUUUGGAUUAAAAGGUGCCAACUUAGAAACACUGAUAGCAAUAGGAACAUGUGAUAAUGGGAAAUUUGUAACAGACAAUACAGAUGAAGACUGGAGUGACAUGGAUGAAGUUAGUGUAAGUUUACGACAGAUACAAAAGACAAAUGAAUUGCUCGAUAAGAUUGACCUCAAUCAUUUAUCCGAUGCUCAGAUUGAUUUAAUUAAAUAUAGAAGAAAGCUUCUAGAUCAUUUGGACAAAUUACUCACGUACGAAGUUAUUUUGGGAUCUUCGUUAAAAUAUGAUAAAGACUUUUACGAAGAAUUUCGACAACUUUCAGCGCUUGAAAAUGCGAUUAGAUUUGCCAAAGAUGGUGAUUGCCAAGGGGUUGAAAUUAUGUUCACUUAUUAUGGAGAAAAUUUGCUACCUCACUGGCUAGCAAUCAUCAGUUUCUUUCCAGAAACAUUAAAUCCAUUGAAAUAUAUGAAGCUUCUACCAAAAUGCGAUACUGAUGGCCAAUUGUUUUUGCUUGAUCAACGAGAAUUGCGACAAAAGGAUUGGUCCGAGAAGACUGAAAUUAACAAAGUAAUUAAUUUUGAAAAUGACGAUAAAUCGGAACUUCUUUAUGAAUCUGACCCUUCGUUAUCCAUAUAUAGAAAUACCUUGCUUACCCCGGAGUUGUUACAAAAAUGGUACGAAUCGAGAGCCUAUCAAAUUGAGAGAAAUAGUUAUAUGGUUGACAAUGCUUUGCAAUUAAUCAAAAUUGCGAAAUCACAUAACAUAAACGAUUUAGAAAAUUUACUGUUAGAUUUAGAAACAUUAGACGACUUAAUUUACAAAAUUUAUAUAGAAGAUCUGUCUUUGGACCAAUUACAAAAGUUAUCCAAUUUAGAGAAAAUUAAAUUGUUAAUGAGCACAACCGCAGAGAAAAGUUUUGUUGACGAUGUCAAGAGUUUUGUACUUCCAUUUAUAAAAAGAAGACAUCACUAUUUGGACGGAGAACUGCAGAGGCAUUUGCUUAGUGAUUAUUUAAUAUGCAUUAGUAAAGAAAAUCUAAAAUUAUCUGUAAAAUUCUUCGAAUAUUUGAAGACGUCACAAGAUAAUGAAAUUCUGCAAAUGAUAGAGGACAUUGCCACUUUGGCACUGGAUUGCUUAUAUGCCUGCAACGAUCCAAAUAUGUACGAAAAAGCUACUUGUAUCGUUGAUUCCAUUGCAAAAAAUCGAGAUGGAAAGAGAAGUAGUGGAAUAAGCUCGUUGCUCGAAGAACUAGAUAGAGAACUCGAGUGUACAAGGAUUUUAAAUAGAUACGGUGUUAAAACCACCUUGAAUGCGUUGAGAAAAAAUAAGAGCAACCCCGAGUCUGCGAAAGAAUUAUUAAUUCAAAUGGCAAGACGUUUGAAUAAAAAGGUUCCACCUCCCGAUGAACAACAUUGGGCACAGCUAUUGAAUGAUAUGUUGGAAAUUCAUGGUUUAGUCUUUUCCUGCGUCGACAUAGAAAUAUGUUUUGAAAUCUGUGUGUCAACUCGACUCGUAUCAGGCGUUAAGUCCAAUAUACAAAGUUGCGCAGCACUAAUUGAAACCAAGAAACAUGAGCAAUCUUUAUUAAAAGUGCCCUAUGAAAAAGCUGUGAACUUAAUUCUCGAAGCCAGUAGAGAAUAUUUUAACAGUUCCAAUUCCCUCACCGAUUCUAGCAUGGAACUCGCUAAAGCCUGUCUUCAUCUGAUUGAAGACGAUAAUACACAAAUCAAGGAAGAAUAUGAUCUCAUCAAUUCUCUCCAAAUAUUGAAUGAAUUUAAGAUUAAUAUAUUACCGCUUCAGGUCAGGUUAAUGCAAGACAGGUUAAAGUUAAUAGAAGACUGCUUAAAUAAACGGGAAGAUGCUCACAAAAAUCGUCAAAGAUUAUUAACAUUGGCAACUUAUCUGCGAAUUGAAAUGAAUAACAGCAGAGCGAGGGAAGGGAAAGUUUUAGAAUUGAUAGCGAAGAAAGCGUUAGAGAUUAAAGACUUUAGUGUUUGCGCUGCUACGUGUCAGCAGUUGAUGGAUAAUAAUUAUAUUCCUGCCUGGACAGUUGCUUUGGAUUUAGGGUACUGCGACGAGUAUAAUGAUCUAAAGACUAGACAGAAAUGUUUAUGGUUUGUAAUAAGCAAAGGGCCUGACGACAUAUUAAGCAAAGCGCUGGACCAAAUACAUUUGAUAGAAAUACAAAUGUUACAUAAAGAUUUAGAGUUAUGGAUACCACCUAAUGAAUCCGUUAACCCUAAUGACGCUGAUGACGUUGAUAGCGAAGAGGAAUUCAUAGAUGCAGUGACCACGCCUCAGGUAGAAACAAAAGAAUUUGUUCCAAAAGUGUUGGAAGCUUCUACAGAUAUAGUCAAGACUUCCGCAAAUAUUAUGAAAGUAUCAACAUUCGGUUUAAUAAAAAAUAUAAGCGAUAAGAAUUUCUGGAAGUCUAGAUUAACGCUUGGUUUAGCGAGUAGCCAAGACAAUGACGCAGAAUAUGAUGAUCAGGAAAAUCAUGAGGACGAUGACAAUGUCCAAAGUUUUCCUUGCUUUUACGAGUGUGUACACGAGAAAGGUAGACUUAGCACUCUGGAUACUAAGUACGUAAAUUAUUCAAUGCCAGAUAUACAGAAUACAAAAUUGAAAUGCUGUCGCGCCUUCUUGAGAAUAGCCAUGUUAAGCGAAUCAUCUUGUUAUGGCUUGGAAGUGAGCGACAUUAAUCAUUUAUUUUUAGAGUGUGCAAAGCAUACGAUACGGGAAGAUUGGUUGUUAGGAAUGUCUUAUUUAUUCAGUACACACAGGAACUGUAUAAAAGAUACACAGAAUCUUUUAACCGAACUACCGCAAACAGAAUUGUACAUUCAAACUGCAAUGUACUAUUACUCUUUGGAGUUAUACAAAAGAUUACAUAAGAACAUUGAGAAUUUAUAUUUAUUUAGUCCACUAAGUUUAAUACGGAAAAUGAUAAAUGUAGCAAGUAAAAGUAAACAAACUGAACUGUACGGGGGCUUGAGGUAUUGGCAAGCACGUUUGUUUAAUGACCAAAACGUAGAUGACUUCAUAUUCUUUGAUUCGAAGCAAGUCAUUGAAGACAAUGGUAAUAGGAAAGAUUAUGAGGGAAGCUUUGAACAAAAUAAUGAUCUCAUUGAAAGUUCAACUGCAAUCUCUGAAGAAUUUAAAGAGGGACAAAAAUUGAAUGAAAAAUCAGUUUCUGAACUUGAUGGACGGAAAGGAGUGCAAGACUCUGACGCCAAAGAUGAAAUGGAAUGGACAGACGACUGGGGAAAUUUUUCUGACGAGGAUGCAGCAGAAGCAACAGAGGACAAACAAAACAUUCCAAAACAAAAAUCGUACAUAGAUAGUGAUAUUUUACUGUCAAAAGAAACUAGCGACUGUGCGACAGAAAAGGACCGCUUUGAAGCAUUCGAGAGGGUGUAUGAUAAAAUACAAAGUGUGGAUCAUUACUAUGAAAUUAAAGAAAUAUUAUUGAAUUGGCCAAAAUUUUGCAAUCCUGAGUACACAACUGUCGACAGACAUCCAAUUUUAAAAAUGAUGAAACUGAUUAGUCUAUACAUAAAAGACAAGGAUAAAAAUAAGCAUAAUAAACAAAUAUUUCAAGAAUAUAAAGAUUUAAUGGAAGCCUUAUCUUCACUAGAUACAUUUAAAGAAUUCUUGAACAAAGAAGAAAUUCCUCUAGAUCAUGCAAUUUAUAUUAGAUUAGAGAUGGAUGAUCCAGUACUUCACGAAGAAGCAGUAAAUAUUCUCAAGGAAAGGCAUAAAGAAAUUACGUUGUCGGCGCCAAUAUUGGAAGCAUUAUUCUUAAAGAAUUUAACAAUAUCAUUUGAUCCGAAUCACGAUGUAUACGGACGAAUUAUUGAGCAUGUUCUCGUGAAUCAAUCUUUAACCGAUACAAGAGAAAAUGCGGAAAUCCUCGUGCAGGAAUUAAAGAAAAAAAAUCAUAUAUCUCACGCUUUAUGUAUAAUCAAAUUGAUGGAAGACAUACCGCCAUCUUUGUGCACAUUCGACACUUGUUUUGAACUACUUAUGAAAAAAUAAUCGCUUGUACGGCUGUUUUUACGAGAACUGUGAUUUCAAUUUGAAUAAGAAUGUAAAUACGCUAUAAUUUAAUGUUAUAUUAUUUGCCAAGUGUGAAAGGCUAGUUAAGAAGAAAGGAAGGAACUUUUUCGAUGGAUACGGAAUUGGCACAAAGCUUUUACUUCGCGUGUAUAUCGUACAAUCCUUUAAAAUAACAUUGUACAUAUUUAAAAUAUUUAUUACGCAAUGUUCUUUGUAAAUAUAAA
Molecule: messenger RNA, 6558 nt
Organism: Nomia melanderi (Alkali bee)
Lineage: Eukaryota; Metazoa; Arthropoda; Insecta; Hymenoptera; Halictidae
Source: RefSeq, a predicted model, not a curated record